AGUUUUUUUCGUAAUGUUUUUGAUGCGGAGGCUGGCGCUGAAUGCGGUCUGCGUUUGGAGAGCAUACGCUUCUUGUUGACUUGGAUUAGGAGGGAUUGUAAACUCUUUCAUCUCUGGGAUUGUCAGUUACUUUUUCCUUUUGCCGACUGCGGUGCAACGCACUCAGCAGAUUUUAGCGGAGAGGGGAAUGGUAGACCGCAUGAUGGCAAUGAACCAUGGUCGUUUCCCAGAUGCUGUGAACGGACAUCAGCACUCCGCGCGCAGGAUGGGAAUGGGACAGUUCUCCAACGCGCUUCCGCAGCAGCAUUAUAACGUUAUCAUGGGAGAUCACAUGCAUUACGCGGGAGGGAAUAUAAACGCAAAUAACGGGAUCCGGCAUUCCAUGGCCACUGGGAAUAAUAUAAACGGAGGAAUCCCCAAUGGAAACUUGCCUGCCCGCUUUAACUCACAGUUUGUCGGACAAGGGCAGCAGCUCGCUGCAAGCAUGCAGUUGCAGAAGCUCAACACGCCUUACUACGGUCACCACACUCAUCCUUCCCAUCAUCACCAUUACAUGCACGAACUACACCCCGCCAGUCACCAGUUAAACGGGACAGGACAGCAGUUCCGAGACAGUAUCGCUAAGCAGAACACGUCUGGGGUUCCUUUGCCUGGCCACCACAUGCCUGCAGCAAUGCUGCCCCCCAACGUUAUCGACACAGAUUUUAUUGACGAGGAGGUCUUGAUGUCACUGGUGAUAGAAAUGGGCUUGGACCGAAUAAAGGAGCUGCCAGAGCUCUGGCUUGGACAGAACGAGUUCGAUUUCAUGACGGACUUUGUUUGUAAGCAACAACCCAGCCGAGUGAGCUGUUAAUCACAACGCUUUUCCCGUUCUUUUGACUUUCGUUGUCUUUUUUUAAAGACUGAUAUUACUGGUGUGUUUUCCGAGAUCCACAAAUCACAGGGUUCCCACGGUCCUGGAAACAUCGGGGAAUUUCAAAAGUAUGAUUUCCAGACAUGAAUCAGGCAUAAUAGUGGAAAUAUUGUUUUUAUUUGCCCAAAUAUUACUAUAAAAUCAUUUAAAAAAUGACUAGUCUCUAUAAAAACUCACAAAUGACUGGAGAAGUAGUCUAAUUGUCAUACUAGGAAGUCCUACACGUGAUAUUCUGGGGAAUAAUAAUAAUAAUUUGUUUUCAUGUUGUAAAUCAUAGCAAUGACAAUUUAGUUUUAAUAAAUUGUCACAUUCUACUAAUUUGAUCCCAUAUUAUGAUGUAAUUUAAGCAGCCUACAGCAAAGCAAUUAAUGGUUACAAUGUGGCCACAUUUUGGUAAUAUUAAGGAACAAAUUGAUAUAUCAUGCACCCAAUUUACUUAAAAUGAGGUGACAUGUUAGUAAACAUGCUGCUGUCCUAGUAAGUUGAGGGAACAAAUUUGUAUUUUUAAGGUUUUCUGCCUGUCAUGUGUGACACUCCAUAAAUAACCAUGUAAAUUCAUUGGUCAGAAAGCGUGGGAACCCUGAAAUCCAAACAGCCAUGGCAGUAAAUGGUUCAAAAGUAGACUUUUAUCAGCUGAUUCACACCAUUAUGUAACAAAAUUGGAUUUGUUUUGCAUGAGGAUGGUUAAGACAUCCACGAGUCAUGCUAUGCAUUCCAUAUGCAGGGGCUGGAGAGUGAGAAAGGCAAAGAAAGUCCUCUGAAAUAUCUGUUCAGUGUUGAUGUAGCAGACAAGAAUACACCAUCAGACACUUUUAACCCAAGACCUCCAGUGAUAUCAGAUGUCAGUGAAUGCAUAUUCUAAAUAAUGUUGGUGGUUCUGUGACAUGAUUGUAGAUAAUAGUGUGUAAUUGUCUCAAUCAGCAAUGUACUAUAAACUUUAAGUGGCCAUAUUUACCAGAUUCCUGUGCUGCUCAGAGGAUCACUGAACUGUGAGCAGAUGCUUCAAGUUGUUCUUCUCUCCACCCUUUCAACAUCUUCACAGGCCCAUGUUGCCUCCAUGAUGCUUGUGUGUAUGUGUGUGUAUAUCAGAGCCCAAAUCAUCUAUAAAAGUGACAUGAAUGUGAGCGAGAGUGUGCAUUUGCUGGCUACUCUAUAUGCUUAAUUGAGUACAGUGUAUUGUUCAGAAAUCCAGGAAAAGACUGAAUGUCAUUGUCUGGAAUGUGGAAAUAUCCCAACACAGAAGAGUUUCAUCUUCAUUGGUUCUCAAUUAUAGAUAGACCACUGUGCUUAUUAUAGUAUGCGGUACAUGGCAAUACUACUGUGUUGAGGCUUUCUAGGAAAGUUUUACAGUAUUUUUGUAUAUUUUUAGAAAAAAAAAGUGUUAAUUUAUUCUAUUUUAAUUUGCAAACAUGAAUAAAACAGCAAAUGCUCA
Danio rerio (zebrafish) is the source of this 2345-nucleotide messenger RNA. It is a transcript of the gene cited2, whose product is annotated as Cbp/p300 interacting transactivator with ED-rich tail 2. Gene Ontology annotation, biological process: regulation of DNA-templated transcription. Gene Ontology annotation, cellular component: nucleus. Gene Ontology annotation, molecular function: transcription coactivator activity. The record is from RefSeq and is marked provisional. Lineage: Eukaryota; Metazoa; Chordata; Actinopteri; Cypriniformes; Danionidae.